AUGGCGCUGGGCUGCUCCUCUUUCUCCAUCAAGGACAUCCUCACCCGGGGACGUGACGCACGAGACAACGUUCCAACUUCACGGGAUAUGACAGAACUCUGCACGUUAAAGCUUGCCUCCAUCAACCAGGACCGGCAAACCGAGAGCAGGGAUGGGAGCUUGAGGGGCCCCGGUUCAUCCACAUCGGAUUGCAGUGACGAGCACAAGUGGGGUGAGAUGGAGAUUAAACACAUCUGCCAAGGAAGUAUUAGUUCCUCUCCCGGUUUGGGAGACAUCCGGAACCCUAUGUCCGAGUCCGGUAGUGAAGAGUCCACUGGAGAGGAUGCGGAAUACAUGGCAUGCAAAAAAGGUAGCCCUCUGUCUGUCUAUAAGAUUAUUGGUAUUGACCAUGAAUCUAAAUGCAAUUAUAAACUGGGUGGUUCGAGCCCUGAAUGUUGAUUGGGUGAAAGCCGUAUUCCACGGGUAUGACAAAACAUUACUUUUUACUGUUGUAAUUACGUUGGUAACCAGUUUAUAAUAGCAAUAAGGUACCUCCGGGGUUUGUGGUAUAUGGCCAAUAUAUAUAUAUAUAUGCCUAAGAGUAAAAUGAUAACCCUACUUACUGGCUUUGAACUUGUAGCCUAAUUUAUUGAGUAAUAAACAUCAGUGUAAGUGCUUGGGGACCUCUUCACUUGAAUGACAUGGAAACACGCGGUGUCCUGGAGAGAUAUAGACUAGCCUAUGUUGUUGCUAUUUGAAAAAUAACGAGGUCGCCUGUUUGCCAAAUAACCACAAGGCCUUUUACUUUUCUCUUUCCUCCAAUACAGACAUAAACAACAAACAACAACCCAGUCUGGAUCAGGAAGAUGAGGAUGAAAGGGAGAGUAGUUACAGCACGGUGGGCCAAUCCAUAUCUGGUAACAAGAAGCGCUCCCGUGCGGCCUUCACCCAAGCACAGGUCUAUGAGCUAGAGCGUCGGUUUAACAUGCAGCGCUACCUGUCCGGUCCUGAACGGGCGAACUUGGCGGGCGCCCUGAAGCUCACGGAAACCCAGGUGAAAAUCUGGUUCCAGAACCGGAGAUAUAAGACCAAACGGCGGCAGAUGGCGGCCAAACUUGCCGCCUGUAGCUCCUCUACACCAGCCACACUGGCUAAGAAAGUGGCGGUGAAGAUCCUGGUUCGAGACGAUCAGAGACAGUACCGAGGGGACGAGCUUCCUAGUCUGCCUGCUCUGCCUCUAUACCCGGCCUACCAAUAUGGAUACUACCCCUACAUGUACUGCUUCCAGCCAUGGAUCUCAAGCAAUGCGCUUUGUGGGGGCAUGCAUUGA
This is a messenger RNA of Coregonus sp. 'balchen', 1309 nucleotides long. Lineage: Eukaryota; Metazoa; Chordata; Actinopteri; Salmoniformes; Salmonidae. The record is from the annotation of a GenBank genome assembly.